Messenger RNA from Xylona heveae TC161, 317 nucleotides. RefSeq lists its product as hypothetical. The record is from RefSeq and is a predicted model, not a curated record. The coding region runs from base 44 to 301 and encodes 85 amino acids. NCBI's taxonomy places the organism in Eukaryota, Fungi, Ascomycota, Xylonomycetes, Xylonales, Xylonaceae. The transcript has a single exon.
CCUCUUUGGCACCAAGUUAAUCUCCCCACGGGGAGUAAAAGGAAUGCCCGUGUCGCCAAUGCGCACGUCCAAGGAGUGUUCAAGGCAUCAGGGGUCAAUAGCCUUGCAUCUUAACAGCGGAGCCGUGGCGCUAUCCUUGGCCCUCAUGGCACACCGUCCAGGCCAGUCUGACCAGCGCCCCCCAGCCAAGGAUAUCCUCGUAAGAGACACUAGCAUAGCUUUCCUCUUCAGUGAUCUCCCCUUUCGGCCUUGGAAAAUGUAUUGUGCGAACGAACCAGCCAAGAAAGUAAGAUCUCCCUAGACCCAAUCGUCAAUCG